GGAACACUUGUCAAGCGUCAAUAGAAUUUUUGAGGUCGUUAGUUUCUUGCAGCGCGCGCUGCAUCUAUCCUUGUAUCGUCAUUCUUAAGUCAACUUGGAUAAAGCAGCCAAGCUCCUCCCCAUGGGUAGAAACAUAAUUACUCGUACAUUGAGCAAUACCGGAGCCAAAGGACUUUCAUAACCUAUAAUUGCGCAACCUGUGACUCAAGGGACUGCUCCACGGACUUUCUCUGCAGUCGCAGUUCUGUGUCACCAUGGGGGAUACGAGGAGGAUGUUGCUUAUGAUGAUUGUAUUGGUGAUGGUCUCACCUCUGCCCUUGUGGGGGGGCAUUAUCAGGCAGCUGAUCCGGGAGAAUCUGGCGGGAUCAGCGGAGAACUUCCAGGUGGUGUCGUGGAAGUUCGAUCCGGAUGUUGCAGAUCGAAGAAGUGCUGAGUUUGAAAGAAAGCACGGUGUACGAGGCCAGAAGCUGAUUGCACGCCUGGGACAGGGUGAAGACGGCUACCAGGAGGAGCGGAGACUGCGGCAGAUCGAGAGGGACGUUCAGGCCGGUUACCCGCAUGCAAAUGAUCCGUUAUGAAUGAAUCAUUAAUCGCAUCUUCUAUAUUAUUGUUGUAUAGGAUAUCGUGUGGAGUUCCUGCUGAUUGAAUAAUCAUUAUUCACUUCGAUAUAUGGUGAAUUAUUUAAUGGUAUAAAACUAUAUUUUAUUCCAUGUAACUAGCGAGUUUUACGCAUACGAAUAAUGAAAACAUAAAGUGAAACAAAUGCAUAAAUUAUAUGUGAAAUAUAGACGGAUGUGUGAAAGCAAAUGUAGUGAUCUUUCCAGUUACUCAUUUCUUUAAUAUUACUUACACGUUAAACGGAACUGUAAGUGGUGUGUCGGCUGUGUGCAUAAUUAAAUAACAUUUUAAACUCAGGUGACAGGAUAACAUGGAUACUACACUUCAUCCCCCAUCCAUAAACUCUCGUAACCAGCAUUCAUGCAAGUGUAUAUCCUGACUAAACUUGUAGUCAUCAAGUUACACAUUACCUAAGAUGUCCGUCAAGUCAUUUACAAACAUAAAAAUGUAUUAAAAUAAAUAAAGACAAUAUGUUUCAGCAUAAACUGAAACUGAAAUCGAGGUAAUGACAGCUACUAUGGCGAUUGUCUGUGUGAAUGCCAUUUUAAUGUUAUUUAUUGUAAAAA
Cryptotermes secundus is the source of this 1184-nucleotide messenger RNA. RefSeq lists its product as uncharacterized. The transcript is spliced from 2 exons. Lineage: Eukaryota; Metazoa; Arthropoda; Insecta; Blattodea; Kalotermitidae. The record is from RefSeq and is a predicted model, not a curated record. The coding region runs from base 255 to 578 and encodes 107 amino acids.